AUGGGGACGCGCGGCCACGUCGCGCUCGCGUUGCUCCUCCUGUCCGCUCUCCUGUUGACGUACACGUUCCGGGACGAGCUGCAGGCGGCGCACGACGCGCUGCAGCUCACGUCCGAGCACCGGCCACUCGGUCGGGUCGACCGCGACGCCCCAGUAAAGAGCGUCACGGUCUUCCGCAAUGGGUUCUCGACGGGCGGCGUCGAGAUGGAGCUCAGUGCCGCCGUAUUGGCGACCAAACGGGCCCAAGCGGGCGACCUGGCGGCGUACUUGUCGCAGUUUGUUGCCGUCGAAGGGCCGUUCACGUCGGACACUGCGGCCACAAACGAGCGCAGCGACGCAAAAGACGACAUUGACGACGACGACGUUGACGACGUUGACGUCGCUCGUGUCGUUGCUGACCGCGUCUUUACCGGCCGCGGAGAACUCGUGCAGACGUUUUCCGACGUUCGAUCCGGUGACGUGCUCUACCUGGUGGCUCCCGGGCUGUCGUUCAUGUGGCCGUUUGUCGCGCUGGGUCACCGCGUGGUCGUGACGCUCGAGACAGGUCCGAACAAAGGGGAGCCGGUGGUGAUCGAGUCGAUCUCCGAGACGCCACGGACGUUCCGCCUGCACCAGUUCUUCCGCGACGACGAGGCGGACGCGUUGAUCCAGCAGACGAGGCAACGAGGUGGCGGUGGUGGUGAUGGCUCGCAGCCGUCGAGUCGAGACGCGGGGAGUGGCAAGCACCGCAUGGCCAGCAAGACGAAAGCCCGCUCGGGCGAGAGCGUGUUCGACGCGGUGUCCGACACUGCGGUAAAUAUGCGCAAGCGCGUGCUUCAGGUGCUCUUGCUUGGACGGGACAGCGACGAAAAGGCCGCGGAUCUGGAACUGCUGCAGUACCAGCCCAAGCAAGCGUACGUACCUCACGACGACUAUUUCCUGGUCGGUGCUGCUCACGGGUUUCGUCUUGACCUGCCUCAAGGAGGCUCCGACCGGUUUGCUACCGUGUUUUUGCAUCUCUCGGAUGUUGCGCGCGGUGGUCAGACCGUCUUUCCGCUAGCCGACAUGCCUGCAGACGGUCUGCCAGCCGAAUAUGGCCACCCGCUGCACGCAGCUCAAGACUAUGGAGCAGCUGGAGCAGAGCUGUUUGAACCAGGCAGCCCGCAGAUGGACAUGGUACGGUCGUGCUCGACAAAGCUGGCGUUUUACCCUUCACGAGGUAGCGCUGUGCUCUUUUACGGCCAAAAGCCAAAUGGCGAGCCCGAUCCCAUGUCGCUGUACGGAGGUUGUCCCGUGAUCGAAGGCGUCAAGUGGGGCGCUAGUCUCCGUGUCGGAAAGAGACACCGCCGUGACUUGGAUGUCGAUCCCCUUGCGUGUAGCGUCACGUUUACAAACCCAACGUCGUGUGCAGUGAAGCUGUACUGGUCCGACAAGCUCAUGAGUACGCUCGCAGCCAACGGCGGUAGCAUCACCUACAAUUCCUUCAGCAAGCACAAGUGGGUACUCAAAGCCGGCGACCGCGUCCUGCUCGAGUACAUCGUGGACGCCACAGAUGGCGAAAAGCGGACGGUCACCGUCCCACUAGUCCACAAAGACGCCACAAAUCAACCAGCAGCAAGCGUCACUGACCAGGCGAAAAAGCGCCUCAGCACCAACGCCGACACGAAAGACGAGCUGUAG
Molecule: messenger RNA, 1659 nt
Organism: Hyaloperonospora brassicae
Lineage: Eukaryota; Oomycota; Peronosporomycetes; Peronosporales; Peronosporaceae
Source: the annotation of a GenBank genome assembly